Auxenochlorella protothecoides is the source of this 1212-nucleotide messenger RNA. RefSeq lists its product as hypothetical. Lineage: Eukaryota; Viridiplantae; Chlorophyta; Trebouxiophyceae; Chlorellales; Chlorellaceae. Gene Ontology annotation, biological process: protein import into chloroplast stroma; chloroplast organization. Gene Ontology annotation, cellular component: chloroplast thylakoid membrane; chloroplast inner membrane. The transcript has 5 exons. The record is from RefSeq and is a predicted model, not a curated record. Bases 1 to 1212 code for a protein of 403 amino acids.
AUGACACUCUUCUACUCUCUGCCCUCAGGGUCUCGGUCUGGACCCCAGCUCGCGGUAAGAGCCUCCAAGGGCGACACCCCCGACGACAUCCCAGAGUACUUCCGUGCUGAGGCGACGAAGCCUGUUACCCAAGAGCAACAGUACCAAUCGGUGUCGUCGACCUACCGUCCAGCCCCUGGACCCCAGUCGAGUGCUGGAUCUCAGAUCCCUCCCCUGGUCUGGGUGGGAGUCGGCGUCGUGGUGGCCACCCUGGUCAAGCCCGUGCUCAACUUCUUCACCGGCGGCCCAGCCAAGCUGCAGCAGCUGGCCAUGGAGCAGGCCAUGAAGCAGAUGAUGAAGCAGGCCGGCAAUGGCCAGGGCGCCAGCCCCUUUGGCCCCGCCGGCAGCCCCUUUGGCGCCGGCCCGGCCAGCCCCUUUGGGGCGGGGGCCGGCGGCAUGCCUGCAGGCUUCCCCUCCUUCCCCACCAUGCCCCCCACCCCGGCCCCUGCGGCGCCCACGACUGUCGACACCACGGCCACCACCAGUCAGACCGCCAGCACCGCAACCCCUCCGGCGCCGGCGACCAGCGAUGCGCCUGCGCCGAAGCGCGCAGCAUUCGUGGACGUGACCCCCUCUGCCGCCGCGGGUCGAGAGGUGGACUCCUCGGAGAUCUCGGACCUGAGGCCUGGUGCCGAGACCGGUGCGGUGCCCAGCGGCAGCGCCGGGGCCGAGGCCGGGGUGGCGGCCGGCCAAGGCCCCUCCAGUUCGGCAGGCGCGGGCCCCAGCGGCGAGUCUGUGGUGGACAUGCUGCGGAACCCGGAGAUGCAGAAGACGUUGUACCCCUACCUCCCGGAGCACAUGCGGAACCCGCAGACUUUCGAGUUCAUGCUUUCCAACCCGGAGUCGCGCGCGCAGCUGGAGCAGAUGAUGUCGCAGCAGAUGGAGGUGGCGGGGACGCCGGAGAUGAAGGACAUGAUGGCCUCUAUGGACUCGGAGAAAAUGUCCAAGCAGUUUGACGCGCUGGGCAUGACGCCUGAGCAGAUGAUGCAGAAGGUGAUGUCUGACCCCGAGCUGGCGACGAUGAUGACCAAGCCCAAUGUCAUGACAGCGCUGAUGGAGAUGAACAAGAAUCCCAUGGCCAUGUUCAAAUACCAGUCGGACCCAGAGGUGUCCAAGGUGUUUGAGAAGCUGAGCGGCCUGUUCCCCCAGGCGGCAGGUGCCAAGUUUGACUGA